AUGUGCUAAGAGUAAAAUGAGAAGAAUGAGGAAAUGUUGAAAUAAUUAUAAUAAAGUUUGGUAUAAGUAAAUGCUUUAUUAGAAGUAGGUUUAGUAAUUCUCUUAAUCACUGACAUUCUCAACAAUUUAUAAGAAUAGUAAUUGUUCAGUUACUUAAAAUGGAAAACUUAUUGAAACAAGUUAAUAUGGUUGGUAAUGUUGUAUGUGUGAUUAAAUGAUCCCUAAGAAUGGUCUGAUCUAAUUUGCUAUUAAAAUUAUUGAAUUAUCUAGCAUUAUGAUAGGAAUUGGUUUUAGGGAUAUUGUGUAGAGUAGGAAUUAUGGUUAUUGUUAUGAUAUUGGAUAAGGGUAUAUUUAUGAUAUUAAUAGAAUCAAAAUAGAACAUAUAAUAUUUAUAAUAAUGGUGAAUGUUAUAAUCAUGAUUAAUAAGAUAAAAAUAAUAAAUAAAUAGCAUUUCCAUUUUCAACAAAUGAUAUUAUAAUUGUUGAAGUGGAUAUUCAAAAGAAGUACGUGAAAUGGACAAAGUAAUCCACAAAUCAAUCAUUUGUAUCAAUUUCUAUUUAUUAUUAUUAGACUCUCAAUAUUGAUACAUCCAAAGAUUUGUAUCCAUGUGUACAUUUACAUAGUAGAUGUAAAGUAGAGAUAUUAAAUUAAGUGUUUAAAUGA
Molecule: messenger RNA, 663 nt
Organism: Paramecium pentaurelia
Lineage: Eukaryota; Ciliophora; Oligohymenophorea; Peniculida; Parameciidae
Source: the annotation of a GenBank genome assembly